Molecule: messenger RNA, 3146 nt
Organism: Klebsormidium nitens
Lineage: Eukaryota; Viridiplantae; Streptophyta; Klebsormidiophyceae; Klebsormidiales; Klebsormidiaceae
Source: the annotation of a GenBank genome assembly
AGCAGACCUGAGACCUUCAUGAUUCCUAGUCUGUACAAGUUCUGUAUUGAUACAUACCCUUGGUGGCGGCAUAGGGGAGGACUUUUAAGCUAGGGUUGGCUAUGAAGCAUGAGAAUCUGGCCCAUGCUUAUAAUCCCAAUCUCUGAAGAUUGGUUGUACCAGCAACCUGGAGGGUGUGAACGUGACAUUGGGAUACUUGCAGAGACUCCCGUGCAUUGGACCAGCGGCCACGACUGCGGUGGCACAUUGCCCCCUCUUUGUUCUUGUAACAAAGGACCCGCUCUGAGUUCAACUGUAGGCGUCUCGUUGCAUUUCUGCGCUUGUCCCCACCCAGCGGUCCUAGGAGCCAGAGAAAUGAUUUUCUGGCACCGCCGCAUGCUGUCUGCUCAAUGAGACUGUUCACAACAAUCCUACUAGGAGAGACGCGUGUGAUGCGCUUUGCAAAUGGAUGCUGCCAUGCCCAGAAGCAGCAAGGAUGCUUCUACACCGGGGCCUCUAGAAGCGGCGCUCGGUAAGGGUAUGCCUGGUGCAUCCCCCCUGCACGAGAAUGGCCACUCUGAAGGGGCUGCCGAGGGACCGGAAGGAAGUGCCUCAAAGGGAAAUGCUUCCGUACCUCACAGCAUUGUGCAGUCGCAGACGGGCACCGGACGAGCGUCGGGCGACCGAGAAGGUGUGGGGGCGAUGGUCGUGCACUCGGAGCCGACGGGGUACGUCUUCAUCCAAACGGUGGACGGAGACAUCGAGAAGGUGGAGAAGGACGUCGCGUUGCUCUCGCCAUACGUCCACCGCGAGGUGAACCGCCAUGGGCGGGGCUACAGCCGCGACUCCCCGGUGGCGCUUCCCAAGCAAGUCAGCCCCGCGGUGCUUAAGCUUAUCCUCGAGUACUGCCGCUUCCAUCGCGUCUCGGGGCGCUCGGACAAGGAGCGCAAGAUCUUUGACGAAAAGUUCAUCCGGCUGGACACGCGCGUGCUGUGCGAGCUGACGUCAGCGGCAGACAGCCUGGACAUGAAGCCGCUGGUGGACCUCACGAGCCGUGCGCUUGCGCGCAUGAUUGAGGGGAAGACGCCUGAGGAGAUUCGCGAAACGUUCCACCUUCCGGACGACCUCACAGAAGAGGAGAAGCUUGAGCCUGUGAAGAACGCGACCGACGACCCCCGCAUACGGCUGCUGAACCGGCUAUAUGCACGGAAGCGGAAGGAGCUGCAGGACAAGAAAAUGACCAAGCAAGAGAUCCAGGACGCUGCUGGCAGCAAGAAGGACAACCGUUCGGUGGAGGCCCUGCUGCAGUUCAUCGAUGGCAGCGCGGGUGGGAAAAAGUCCAAGUCGAAAAAGAAGAAGAAGAAGGGCAAGAAGGAAGAAGCGGAUGACCACGUUUCUGAAGAUGGGUCUGCUCGGGGUGCCGUCAGAGCCCCGUCCGAGGAAAAUGACGAUGCAUCCGUUGAGGCCGAGGAGCUGGUGUCCCCCCGGACCCCGCCCCCCGUGGGCAGUCAAAGGCAGAGUGGACAGCGAGGGCACUCGCGGCUGGGGUCGUGGCUGGGAAAGAGCGCGGGGCAAGACGGGCUGCUGCCGGAGCAAGAGGGCGACGGCGACGAGCUGGCGGCGGGGAAAAAGGACGCCCUGGAAAGCCCCCGCGCCCUUGCCUCCUCAGACUGGACUGAGCGCAUGCAAGAGAUUCUGGCACUUGCCUCAUCCAGCCAAGACCGGCUCCAAGCCUCUCUUGGGGGGGGUACGAUGCCACCCCCGGCGACCCCCCCGGCGCGGCGACGGGCCCCUGGAGACGAGGACCCGAUCCAGGCCAAGCUGCGCACAAUUCAAGAGCUGCAUGAGCAGCUGCGCGGGAGCCGAAGCCCUUCGGGGGGGUCGGAGGAGCGCCCGGAGGAACCCCCUGAAAAGGAGGAAAACGGUUUAGCCGAUGUUGUCGUGGCUGCGGCAGCUGCAGCAGCGGAGGCAGCGGCGGCGGCGGCGGCCGCGGCUCGGGACGCCGCGGCGCGGUGUCGGAGUGGGGGGGAGCGGACUGGGCUGGAGUCGGGGGGGGGUGAGGGUGCGGGGGCGCGGCUCGGCAGGCAAACUAGCAUGGGGAGCGAAAGGACGUCCGAAGGGGGAGUAACCCCGGUGGUUGAGCGAAGCAGGAGUGCGGACGGGGCAAGAGCGGGGACGGGGGAGCUGGCGCGUGAGGAGGUGAGUCGAAGAGAGGGGGGGGUGCCGAAAGGAAAAGGCGCUUCGGAAGAUAGCGGGUCCGUGGAGGCCGGGUUGGCAUCGCACAAUAGAGCGGAGGCUGACAGUAGAGCGGAAAGCGGCACCCAAGCGGGAACGCAGAACCGGGAGGAGACCCGACAAGGAGCGGAGACUGAACGCGGAGCAGAGGAAGAAAGCCAAGCUGGAAAUCAAAAGCGAGCGGAGACCCGGACCCGAGCGGAAAACGGGUCGGCACGCCACCGGUCGCACCAGCCAUGGACGGGGAUCGCGCUCUUGGAGGCCCAACAAACGGCGGCGUUUUUGCAGUCGUUUAUCCGGCGGGUGGGCUUCGACCCGAUCGUAGACGUGGGGAUGCGGGGGGGCGUGCCAGGUGUCGAGCUGGAGGACGACCACGUGGCGGAGCAGUGGGCACCCGACGGGCGGCAAAUGAGCAUGUGCGUGCGGCUGGCAUCGGGAAGCAUCGUGUCGAUCGCGGUGGCAAAGCCGCCACCUCCCGAAAGGGUGGGUCAGCACGGUUCUUAACCGUGGACUGCAUUUCGCGUUGAGAGGAAGAUACUAAAGACUCAAAAUUUUAGGCCUUCGUUAGUCACUAUGCGGGAAGGGUAACUGCUUGUGUGACAGCUUCUUGCAGACCAAAGAUGUGGAUCUGGUUGCUUAUAUCAAAAGUAGCGCAGGACAGUGCAGAGGAAGGUCUGCAGCAAUUGUUGAUUGAUCGGUUUGUCUGAUCUAGAAAUCUAGCCGGAGGACCCUCACUGAAGAGUAUUCAGAGCGUUGAAAUUGAUCCUGAUAGCCGCGCAUGAUUCAGACGUAGGCCCAGGCAUCGUGAGAGGAAUUCUUACGAUAAAGGGAAAGACUGAAGUUUGUUCCACACACCGUAUGACUCGCAUAUGGUCCAGGGCGGCCCGGAGACUCAGAUACCGCUAGACAAAUGCACGAUUACUCAACGGCCU